AUGUCGCCUACCAAAGAGCAGGAGUCGAUCAAGACCCCUGGGAAUGACCACGGCCAUGAAGUCCCCAGCUCAGCCGCCGAGGCCGUCAGGGAUAUCACGUCGCCUGGUGUGCAGCGCAUCAAGGCCAUGUCCGAGGUCAUCACCUUUACAGACCGCAUCUUCAUCUUCUUUGGCGUCUUUUUAAUCGCUUAUGCCUACGGUCUUGACGGAACUGUUCGCUAUGCUUAUCAGCCCUCGGCGCUGAACGAGUUCAAGGAGCAUUCGCUGCAGUCGUCGGUCAAUACCCUCCGUGCGGUUAUUGCGGCUGCUGCUCAGCCCACGGCGGGUAAGAUCGCUGAUGUCUUUGGUCGUGUCGAACUUAUUUGCAUUUCGGUGUUUUUCUACACCAUCGGUACCGUCAUUGAGGCUGCGUCGCAGAACCUCGAUACCUACUCCGCUGGUGCGGUCAUCUACCAGAUCGGCUACACCAUGAUCCUGCUUCUCGUUGAGGUCAUCAUCGGAGAUAUCACCUCGGUCCGAUCGCGUCUGUUCUUCAGUUACAUCCCCGCUCUGCCCUUCAUCAUCAACACGUGGGUCAGCGGCGAUGUCACAGAAGCUGUACUGGCUGCUACCACUUGGCGAUGGGGAAUCGGCAUGUGGUGCAUCAUCUACCCCGUCUGCGCCCUGCCUCUCAUCAUCAGCCUCCUUGUUGUUGGUCGCCGCGCCAAGAAGCAAGGCCAUCUCGUUGGAUACCGAUCUUCGUUCCAGCAGCUUGGUCUCAAGAGUUUCACCGUUGAGCUCUUCUGGCUGCUCGACAUCAUCGGUGUCAUUCUCUUGAUCGCCGUCUUUGCUCUGCUUCUCGUCCCUUUGACCAUUGCCGGUGGUUUCGAGAGCAAGUGGUCCUCGCCCCAGGUCAUUGCUCCUCUUGUCGUCGGCUUCGUCUGCAUCCCCGUGUUCGUCGUCUGGGAACUCCGAGCUCCUCACCCCUUGGUUCCCUUCCACCACAUGAAGGACCGCUCCGUCUGGGCCCCCAUGGGUAUCGCGUGCAUGCUCAACUUCGCCUGGACAAUGCAGGGCGAUUACCUCUACACCGUCCUCCAGGUGUCCUUCAACUUCAGCAUCAAGGCUUCCACCAGAGUGCAGUCCCUUUACUCCUUCGCCAGUGUCAUCACCGGCACGAUCCUCGGCCUCAUCGUCUACAAGGUCCGCCGCUUCAAGGUUUUCAUCGUCGCCGGCACAUGCCUCUUCCUCGUCGCCUUCGGUCUGCUCAUCCGCUACCGCGGCGACCCCAGCAACUCCAACCAGUCCGGUGUCAUCGGCGCCCAGAUCCUCCUCGGUAUCGCGGGUGGUAUGUUCCCGUACCCCGCGCAGGCUUCCCUCCAGGCCUAUGUCACCCACGAGAGACUCGCCGUCAUGACCGGUCUGUACCUCGCUCUGUACCAGGUGGGCUCGGCCUUUGGCAACGCCGUCUCCGGCGCCAUCUGGACCCAGGUCCUCCCCGUGCGUCUCGCGCAAAGCUUCUCGGGCUUCGGGAACGACACCCUUGCCGUGUACACCUACUCGCAGCCUCUUUCCGCCAUCCUUGACUUCCCCGUUGGAUCCUCGGAGCGCGAUGCCAUGAUCGACGCCUACAAGCACGUGCAGCGCCUGCUUACCAUCACCGGUAUCUGCCUGUGUAUCCCUCUUAUCGCUUUCUCUCUGUGCUUGCGUAACCCCAAGCUCACUGACCAGCAGAACUUGGUGGAGAACGAGAAGCCCGGCGAGGCUCCCGAGCGAAGUGCUAGUGCUUAA
This is a messenger RNA of Fusarium sp. VM40, 1770 nucleotides long. NCBI's taxonomy places the organism in Eukaryota, Fungi, Ascomycota, Sordariomycetes, Hypocreales, Nectriaceae. The record is from the annotation of a GenBank genome assembly.